UCUAGUCCAGUGUCUCGAAGCCGAAAACAUAGCACCACCGAGGGGACUAACUGGCUGUCAACCUAGCUCCCACGGCAGUCAUGGCGGCGCCGUUAGCCCACUUCGAUGAGGACUGGCAGGACUUUAACGAAUUCAAGCCGUCCUCGGAGUCGGCCGACCAGCUGGACCAGCUUAACUCAAAUGUGGGCGAUUCGUCGUCGGGCCUAGACGAUUUCUCAGACCUGGACAACAGUUUCUCGGGGGAGAUCUGCAGCUUCAAAUCGAUGGAGGACCUCGUCCACGACUUCGACGAGAAGCUGACAGUGUGUUUCCGAAACUACAACACCGCGACGGAAAACAUAGCUCCCAUUAAACCUAUCUCGGAGGAUAAUUACUUGAAAGACGACGAAGUGUGGAACGCUUUGACAGAUAACUAUGGCAACGUGAUGCCUGUGGACUGGAAGACAUCGCACACUCGCUCCCUACACCUUCCCACCCUCAACCUCACGGAGCAUGAGAAGUUGGAUAACCAGUCUCUGGAUCUGUCCGACGAUGAGGAGCUGAGGGAGCAGAUGGAUAUGCACUCAAUCAUUGUCUCCUGCAUCAACGAUGAGCCGCUCUUCACAGCUGAACAGGUGAUAGAGGAGAUAGAAGAGAUGAUGCAGGAGUCUCCAGACCCAGAGGACGAUGAGAGUCCCUCCCAGUCCGACUUGUCCAUGCUCUCUCAGGACCUCCACGCCCUGAAACGCUCUGGCUCCAACACCAGCUACGAGGACCGGCUGCGUCAGCUGUCUGUGUCUGAACUGACCGAGACUCUGGAGGAAGUGGAAACAGCCAUUCGCCGCUACAGUGAGGAGCUGAUCCAGGCUCUGGCCCUGCGAGACGAACUGGACUAUGAAAAGGAGGUGAAGAACAGCUUCAUCUCGCUGCUGAUUGAUGUACAGAACAGACAGAAGGAGCACCGCGAGCUGCUGCGCAAGAAGAAGAAAAUCAGAAGUACGACUACAACCGGACCCAACGGCCAGAGGACAGCCAGCACGCACAUACCAGGCACACUCCUCACUUUGGAGGGACUCUCCAAUGUCAUUCAAAAUGGUCUCCGUCAAACUUUUGGCAACACAGGAGGGGACAAACAGUACCUGACCACAGUAAUCCCUUAUGAGAAGAAAGCAGGCUCCCCAUCAGUAGAAGACCUCCAGAUCCUCACAAAGAUCCUCCAUGCCAUGAGGGAUGACAGUGAGAAGGUACCUGCCCUGCUAACAGACUACAUCCUCAAAGCUCUGGUAUGAGAGCAGUGGAAACUGAGUUCUUUGUCCCACGUAAAGCCAAAGGCGAAGCCUUGUGUUUCCAGGACCUUCCACUGGACCACCAGAUGAGGGUUCUGGUAAUCUGGAUGACACCAGAUAAUGGAUUAAAAUCCAAACCUUCCUCCCCAUUUUUCACAACAUAGACUUUCUUUCCUUGUGGCAUUUUUUACUCUGCCAUUUUUGUUCCUAAGACUUUAACUCUAGAUAUAACUCCUUGGUAUGUAUAGUCAUAAUAUUUUAUUGUUUUAUUGCCUGAGUUCUACAGCCCUGUAUAUCCUAACUGCAUGAUGAUCAGUGUUAGUUUGAACACCUCACUUCCUGAUUUACCAGUGGCUCUUGAACGGUAAAGGGUCAACGAAAUAAUGAGGUGUGUUUUUUAAUCUGUGGGCUUCAUCAGCAGGCCUGUGUGAGGGAAAUGCAGUCCAAUCUGUUUUGUAAACUGAAUGCAUUUGCAUCAGUGUAGUUCAUGCCUGAUGGGAAAACAAAUUCUGGCAAAAUUUCUGGAUCUUAAAGUCCCUGGCGAGCUGUGGCAUCAAGUAUAAAUCUUGUUUUUCCUGUUUGGAAACCAUUGUUUUAAUAGCAUUGGAUGAUCAAUUCAUGCUUGCUAAGGAUUGAGAUGAUCAAACCCUUUAAUUUAAAUAUCCAGAUUUGUUGGUUCACCUGUCUUUGCAUGUUGGUUUUGGGUUCGCGCUCAAUAUUAGCAGUUAGUCGAAUGUUAAAAUGAAAUAUUUUGUAUACGAUUAAGUGAAAUUGCACAGUUUUGGGAACUUUUCACUUUUUGAAAAAGGGAAAAAAAA
Messenger RNA from Seriola dumerili (greater amberjack), 2083 nucleotides. RefSeq names its product fasciculation and elongation protein zeta 2. Gene Ontology annotation, cellular component: axon; cytoplasm. The record is from RefSeq and is a predicted model, not a curated record. The transcript has 11 exons. The coding region runs from base 81 to 1268 and encodes 395 amino acids. Lineage: Eukaryota; Metazoa; Chordata; Actinopteri; Carangiformes; Carangidae.